Messenger RNA from Quercus lobata, 810 nucleotides. RefSeq lists its product as uncharacterized. The transcript has a single exon. Bases 1 to 810 code for a protein of 269 amino acids. NCBI's taxonomy places the organism in Eukaryota, Viridiplantae, Streptophyta, Magnoliopsida, Fagales, Fagaceae. The record is from RefSeq and is a predicted model, not a curated record.
AUGGAUGACCUAACGAGAUCAUGGAGUUGUUUAACACUAUCAGAGUGCGAAGGGUCAAAUCUUCGAAUUUCGGAAGAACAGGCAGCAACAGAGUACACAUUAGCUGCAAAAUUCUUGACAAAGCGAGCCCUCAACAUUGAUGCUAUAGCCAAAACGUUCACACCAUUAUGGAGAUCAGUGAAUGGUUUUAAAAUCAAAAAAGAGGGGGAUCAUGUGGUUUUGUUUACGUUUGAUAAUAAGGAAGAGAUGGAGAAAGUUAUUGGAGCCGAGCCAUGGAGUUUUGAUAAACAUCUCAUGGUACUACAAUGCUAUGAUAGAGAUAUAGACGUGAAGGAUAUGGAGUUUAAUAGAGCUAGCUUCUGGGUGCAAGUUCACGACCUUCCAGUGAGAUUUCGGAGGCGAAAAGUGGCCGAACAAAUAUGUGAGGCGGCAGGGAGGAUUAAUACUUCGACUGAUGAUUCUGAUUUGGAAGGAGAAAACUUUAUGCGAGUUAGAGUCUCAGUGGAUAUCACUCAACCUUUGUGCAGAGGAAGGGUAAUCUCACUUGACAAUGGCAAAGAAUUGUGGGUGUCUUUUAAGUAUGAGCGAUUCCCCAAUCUGUGCUAUUGGUGCGGCUGCCUAACUCACAAUGAUCGUGAUUGUCCUCUUUGGAUUGAGAGUGGAGGAAGCUUGAAAACUGAAUCACAACAGUUUGGUUCCUGGAUUAAGGCAGCGCCGUUUAUGCCUGCAAGGAGAAAUACGGUUAAAGUGCCUGGUUUUUUUGCUAGCAGGAAAUCGGGUGCAUCGACGACGAACAGCGAACCAGUUUAG